This is a messenger RNA of Saccostrea echinata, 1264 nucleotides long. RefSeq lists its product as uncharacterized. The transcript has 5 exons. The record is from RefSeq and is a predicted model, not a curated record. Lineage: Eukaryota; Metazoa; Mollusca; Bivalvia; Ostreida; Ostreidae. The coding region runs from base 258 to 932 and encodes 224 amino acids.
ACAUGUACCCAUUCCAGGUGAUAAAAACCGCAAGUUUAUUUUCCGAAAUUUUGGAGUAACUAACUACGCAUUUUUGAUCACGGACGACUGCGAAAGUUCAUUCAUUCAUAAAUAUGUAAAUCACUUGAAAUCAUUGCGCUCAGAAGUGUAUAUAGUACGCUCAUGUCCUAUUUAAGUUAAAUCUGCCAAGGGAAAAAGACAACCUACACAGCUUUAAUAUCGUAGAGGAUCGCUUGUUUAAAGUACACAUUGUGACAAUGAGCAUGCUUGCAUUUAUGGAGGGGACUGCACGUGAAUUCUCCCUGUUUCUAACUUUUCUAAUUGUUUGCCUCACCCAUGGGCAAGAAGGAUACACAACUUUUGGACUAUGUUCGUCAAAAAUGGAUGUUUUGACAUCGGAGGGGAUCUACAUUGAACCAAUCGCCAGAAGCUUUGUCCGGUUGCACAGACUACACAAGCCUUUUGGAAACGGACAUGUACUUUCACUUGAGAUGAACGCAACUUCGCCCAAUGGGGUCGUGUUUUACAUGGCGUCAAAGCACCAGCAUCCUGAUAAGUCAGAGUUCAUUGCCUUGGAGAUUGUGGACCGCUAUUUUCGAUACCACAUCAAAUGUAGCCACCUUAACGCAAUGUUGACAGUGCCAAGAAUAAUUGCCAACGAUAGGAAAUUUCAUAAGAUUUCAUUUGAAAGAUCUCGAUCACGAGGAAAAUUGCUAAUUGAUGGAAAACGUUUCUUUCAAAACUUCCGGGUAGAGUGCAAAGGCUUCCGGUCCAUUGUUUUAGGUGGACUCCUACCAGAGGACCGGAAACACACGAAUCCUUUACAGAAGUACGAAUCCCAUUUCGAAGGAUGCAUACGCAACGUUGAUACUUCUACUGGUGUUGCAGACGAGCCUCGAUAUCAUGCAGUAUCACAAUGUCAUAACACGUGACAAAUCACAUGACAGGAAGCCUCUGUUCUUCUUCAUCACGAUUGGUGCAGCCAUUACCCUGUCUCCCACUGAUUCUACAGUGGGUCAUUAUCCACCCUGGCAAAGUUAGCCCGGGCAGUUUCGUUUGUCGUGAAUAUGUAUUAUACACUUUGUGGAGUUUUAGCAGAACUGUUUACUAAAUGAAGCAAUGUAUUAAUCAUAACCGUCCUGAUAUGUGUGUUGUGAGCGAAGGAUGCGUGACCUCAAUUGUAAAUAUAUGUACAUUAGUCAUUCACUACAGUCAAUUUGAAUGAAUCUCAUGAAAUAAAAUACUUUCUUACAAGAUAUUGUCA